Messenger RNA from Vicia villosa (hairy vetch), 1048 nucleotides. RefSeq names its product rhicadhesin receptor-like. NCBI's taxonomy places the organism in Eukaryota, Viridiplantae, Streptophyta, Magnoliopsida, Fabales, Fabaceae. The transcript has 2 exons. Gene Ontology annotation, cellular component: cell wall; plasmodesma. The coding region runs from base 224 to 880 and encodes 218 amino acids. Gene Ontology annotation, biological process: regulation of root development; plasmodesmata-mediated intercellular transport. The record is from RefSeq and is a predicted model, not a curated record. Gene Ontology annotation, molecular function: manganese ion binding.
AACCCAACCCCAUCCAGCUCUAUGUCUUUGCUAUAAAUUCAUUGAUGAAACCCCACCUAUUUUCAACCAACUCAUCUGUUUCUUUCUUCUCAUUCCACUCCAUUUUCACUCUCUCUCAUACCAUUCUCUUCCUUGGUUCCCUAGCUACUUUCUUUCCAUUUCAUAACAAAUAUUUAUUCAAUCCUGACUCUCAUUCCACUCCAUUUUCACUCUCUCCCAAACCAUGAAACUUACACAUUCCUUGUUUCUUGUGACUUUGGCUCUUCUUACGGCCACCACUUUCUCAUCAGAUCCUGACUCUCUUCAAGACCUUUGUGUCGCAGACCUCUCCUCAGGUGUGACAGUGAACGGAUUUACCUGCAAAGAGGCAUCCAAGGUAAAUGUCUCAGAUUUCUCUUCCAACAUACUAGCCAAACCAGGAUCCACCAACAACACAUAUGGCUCCGUCGUGACCGGAGCCAACGUUCAGAAAGUCCCGGGACUCAACACUCUUGGCGUGUCUCUGUCGAGGAUUGAUUAUGCUCCAGGCGGCCUCAACCCACCUCACACUCAUCCUCGCGCCACCGAGGUUGUGUUUGUGCUCGAAGGGGAGUUAGAUGUUGGGUUCAUAACUACAGCUAAUGUUCUCAUAUCAAAGACAAUUAACAAGGGUGAGAUAUUUGUUUUCCCAAAAGGCUUGGUUCACUUUCAAAAGAACAAUGGCAAUGUACCUGCUGCUGUUCUUUCGGCCUUCAACAGCCAACUUCCUGGUACACAGUCCAUUGCUGUUACAUUGUUUGCAGCUACACCUGCUGUUCCAGAUAAUGUGUUGACAAAGACAUUUCAAGUGGGUACCAAGGAAGUUGAGAAAAUUAAGUCUAGGCUUGCACCCAAGAAAUAAAGGUAUCUUAUGGUGCUGUGAUUGUCUGGCCACUUACAAUUGUUAUUCUACUUUUAAUCUUUGUACCUUUCCAGAUCAUGUUGGAACUCAUAAAGUAAAAAGUUAGAGCAAGUGGAUUGUAUUCAUUUGUUUUAUUAUGGAAAUUGGAAAGAUUGUUGUAUAAUCAAA